Molecule: messenger RNA, 1927 nt
Organism: Vitrella brassicaformis
Lineage: Eukaryota; Vitrellaceae
Source: the annotation of a GenBank genome assembly
UUCAUUCAUUUAGUUGGCCAUCGUCCAUCAGAUCGUACGAUAUGUAGACAAGAAACGAGUGAAUGUAUGCCUAGACCAUCGACAUAGACAGACAGACAGACAGACGGACAGCCUUUUGGCCUGCAUCCCCCCUCCCUCCCUCCUUGCAAGCCACCGCACACAAACCACCACCUCCUCCGACCCCCCCCACACACCCCACUACUUGAAUUUCUUCUUUUCUUUUAGCGGUUUGAGUAUCUGGAACGAGCACAUGAGUGUCUCGUCGACGCUCAUCAUCGCGCCGGCGUUGUCGAACUCGCCGCAGUAGUUGGGUGCGGAGAAGAGGGUCACCAGCUGCCGCUUAGCCGCGAACUCGUACCCAUCCUCGACCACCUGGUGCGCCCGGCACACCAGGUCCAUGUCGUGCUUUCUCAGGAAGUUCUGCACUAUGUCGGGCCCGUAGGUGUACGACACGCCCCGGUCGUUCUCCUGCCAGCCGUUGGUCUCCUUGUCGGGAUCGGCCCACACCAUGUCGCACAGCAGGCCUGCAUCGGGGACGUCUGUAGGUCGGACGAUCCGGCGGAUCUGCUCCAUGUUGUUGAGCUCGGGCGAGAGGCCGGCGUGCACGCAGAAGAUCUUCUCGUCGAUGAUGGCUGCGAAUGGCAUGCAGUUGAAGCAGUCGGUGAAGGCCUUCCACAGCUUGACGUUGUAGCGCCGCUUGCACUCGUCGUAGAACCCGUAGAUCCGGUUGAUCGACGCGAUCUCGUGGUUGCCGCGCAACAGAAAGAAAUUCUACAGACAGACACAGAGAGACACAACACAAACACCGGCAGACAGACAGUCACCCCUCUGUGUGCUGUGCCGCCACACAUCGACAUGUAUGCCCCUUCCUUCUUUUGGUGUCUGUGUGUACCUCUGGGAAUUUGAUCUUGUAUGAGAGCAGGAGGCAGAUUGUCUCGAGCGACUGUUUGCCGCGGUCGACGUAGUCCCCGAGGAAGAGGUAGUUGGCCUCCGGGGGGAAGCCCCCGUACUCGAACAGCCGCAACAGGUCAUAGUACUGACCGUGGAUGUCGCCGCAGAUCUUGAUUGGCGCCUCCAGCUCCAGCAACGCCGGCUGGGACAGAAACACCUCGCGAGCCUUCGUGAGCAACCCACGCACCUCAACCUCUGAUGCGGCAAUCAACAUGUACGCGCAAGGAGAAAGCGUCGGUCGGUCAGGCAACACCUCGCGCACAACCGUCUCUGGUGUGUGUGGGCACCUGUCAGCUGAACGGGCUUGAAGUUCCCUGGCCUCGCUCCACGCACCUCCAACUUUUCACUGAUCAACGCAGACAGAAAGGAAGAAAUUGAAACCACCAUCCAGAGGGGCCCUUUCCGUGUCAGCAUUUGGUGUGUUGCCUCACAUGACUGCGUCGACGUCCACAUCGGGGGCUGCCAUGGCGCAUACGGGGCUUCACAGCGGACCAGAUGGCGAGAACGGCGAGAGCGGAUGAGGGAGCGGUCAGAAAGCGCCGAGGCGCCUGCGGGCCAGGCGGGGGCCUCUCCGACGCAAAACACCGGGUUGCGGCCCGCCUCUCAAGCUGCUAUCGUGGGCUGCGUGCGGAAAACACACAGCGCGGGCCCCGGAAAAGUGGUCCAAAAUCUGCCACUUGUGUCCCUCAUUAUCGCCCCGGCCUCUUCUCUCCCGCCCCUCGCCCUUCUCUCCCUGUCUUCUCGUCACUCGAAUUGUAUCGUCGUCCGCUCUCUGACCGCUUCUUGCACGAUGAUGGUGACGAAGCUUCUGUCCAUGCUGGCAUUUUCGCCACACACAGUGGAGCACAGUGGAAAGACAUCCACGGAUGUCCAUCGCACGAGACAUGUGUCUGUGUGCCUUCGUGUGGUUCGUACUUGGAGACGUAUGUACGUGCAUACGGAGCAGAUGUAUUGAUUGACACGUGACCCAUCUUCC